This is a messenger RNA of Uranotaenia lowii, 926 nucleotides long. RefSeq lists its product as uncharacterized. Bases 373 to 783 code for a protein of 136 amino acids. NCBI's taxonomy places the organism in Eukaryota, Metazoa, Arthropoda, Insecta, Diptera, Culicidae. The transcript is spliced from 4 exons. The record is from RefSeq and is a predicted model, not a curated record.
UUGAGCCAACCAGCUAGCUAGGCAACCAAACGGUGGAUUCGAGCUUAUUCAGUCAGUGUUUGUCCGAAAGUCGGCUCAUUUGCAGGUUACAUUACCGGUCCCUGGCCCUUGGGUUGUGUUCAAAGUGUGCUUGGAAAAGUGUGUUCACAUUCGAAAACCGAAAGCAGAGGGAUUAGUUUUGCCGAAAAGCCACCGGUGGUGUUCCGAAGUAAAGUGCCCGAAAAAGUUGUUUAUCGCUUUAUGCCGCCUCAGGCCAGCCGUCUACAGAGCAAUAUAAUUGAAGAACAACUUUUGCAUAAACAUAAAUUCAUCCGGGUGGGACAGUUUGGCGCAAAACAGGACGACAUCUAGCCGAGUUCCAAUUAAUUUACGAUGGCUUUGAAAUUUCAAAUCACCCGUCUGUCCGUCAAUGUUUCGCUGUCAUGUCUGGCAGUUGCUGUUCUUGCCGCGUUGAUGAUUUCUCAGCCUCAACCUGCGUUGGCCUCCAUAAACGACAAUGAAGCGCAAAUUACACCAAAAAUUGUAAAUCACGGAAGUGGUUUCCAGCACCAGCAGCAGCAACAUCAGUCGGAUGUUCCUCGUUCCAGUAUCUUGGAUAACAUCUUCAACAUUCCGAUCCAAACGCUGAAAGCUGUCAACAAUUUGGUUCAAAGCAUCGCUGGAAACCUGCAAGCUGCCGGAUCCGGUUCCUACUUCCGGCAACCGCAUGACCACGCCCGAAGUGAGGCUCAUUCGAGCACUACCGAGGAUAGCAACACCGUCAAACGGCAUCACAAGAACUAGGCUGUGUCCCGUUUGCGGGAAAACGGUGCCUAAUUGCUUCCUGAGAAUAGAUGAAUGAUGCUGGUGGAAGUUGGUGUCUUGCUUUUUGGUUGGAAUUAGCUGUGAUCACUUUUUAAUAAUAUAGUUAUACUUUUAUACAUAAA